ACAACUUUAUUUCGUCGCUUUGGUGGUGAAGAGAGUCAAGCCACAACUUGGUUCAAAAUGAGAUAAGUAUUCUAUUAUAAUUAAAACAAUAUGAUUUUUACGGUGGUGAAUAGAGCUAACUGCCUGUAGUUUAGUUACAAAAAAUAAUCAAAAAGGUGAAAAGAUGUUAAUAGAACUACUAUACAUUACUUUUUUUAUAAAAAAGAAUACAAUCCGCAUAGAUUAGUUAACUUCUUGAAAUAGUUCAGUGGUUGUAAUCAGUAGUGAACAAAGUCAAGCCGCAUAAAUCAUUAGUUUUUGAACGAACUCUGCAUUUAAAGCGCCAUUAUGUAUGGCUUGACAUCUGUCAUGAUCUGUCAAAAAUGCCUUAUUUCGCGCGUCGGCGUUCCUUGUAAUAAGCAUUAUGUGCUAUGAGUUUGCGAUUUUACUGUUUUAUGUUGUCUAUUUUGCUUGUUAAGUUUCUUGGAUUUGUAUUAAAUCUAUUGAACAAAAGACGAGACGGCAAAAUGUCCAACUAUAAUAAUUAUCGCUCAAAGUUAAUAUUGAACAUGGUAAACAAUUCCAAGAACUCGAGUGAUCGUGAUCAAGUAUGUAAUCAAGACGGCAAGCAUGACUUAAAUUUGUGCCUGCAGCUCGAUCAGUACCAAGAACAUUACAUUGAAACCCCUGUCUACAUGGAUCUGGAUGUAAUCACAACUGUAAGCGAAGCAGCUUCUUAUGAAUGUCCUGAUACAAAGAAGUCAAGUGACCAUGUUCAAGUAUGUGAUCAAGAAGCCACACAUGACUCUUUGUGCCUGAAACUUAGUCAGUGCCAAGAACUUGACGGUGAAACCCCUGUCAUGGAUCUGAAUGUAAUUACUACUGCUGCACAGCAGAUUGAUGUAGAUUCAGUUGAUCCAGAAACAAAAAGCUCAAACAGACGUAAUAAUACUCCAGCUUACUCUUUUGUAGAUGCUGAACAAGUAUUAUCAGAUUCUGACCCUUUCGCUCAAUCAGAUUGUUCAGAAAAUGAUCCAUGUUAUAUACCAGAAUCAGAAACUUCACAUUACAGUGAUAGUGAACCUGAAAUAGUACAAAGAGAACAAGAGAAUUUAAGAAAUAGUAGCCAAGAUCUUCAAGAGGUUGAAAAUAGUAAUAGUGAAACAGUGGAAAACAUAAACAGCCAAGAAAAUAAUACCCUGACACGAAAAAGGAAAUGUGAACCUCAAACAUGGAAGAGAAACAGAAAUAAAAUACUGAGACUUGAAGGUAAAGAACAUACUUCUCAGUCAGGUAAAAAAGUGAGAGCAAAAGCAGUUAAAGAAGUACUCUGUAAGUGCCAUUAUAAAUGCAAUGAUACAUUUACUUUGAAUGAUAGACAGAAAAUAUUUGCAGACUUUUUGACUUUAAAAGAAGAUAGAGCCAAAUGGGCUUUUAUAAACAGCUCAGUUCGUAAAGAGCUACCAAAAAGAAGAUACAAGUCAAAAGACUCUAGUUCAAUGGCAGUUGAUGUUCCCGAUAAGAGAAAUUAUACUCAUGUUUACUUUUUGACAUUAAAUAACAAAGCUCAUCAAGUAUGCAAGAUGUUUUUUCUUGGUACUUUAGACAUAUCAGCUAAAAAAGUUGAAACUGCUCUCAAAAAGAAAAUGGAUAGUGGUGUUACUGAGCAUGACAAACGUGGAUUGAACCCUGCACCAAAUAAAAUUUCUGAAGAACGUAAGGAUAUAAUCCGUGAUCACAUCAAGUCCUUACCUGUAGUAGACUCUCACUACUGCCGAAGUUCUUCUAUGCGAAAAUAUCUACCAUCUGGCCUGACUGAAAAUCGCUUGUAUCAAGACUACAUCAAGUAUUGUGAAGAGAACGGAGCAUUACCUGUAUCAUCUUAUUAUUAUAAACAUAUUUUUACUACUGAGUUCAAUUAUGGCUUUCAUAGGCCAAAAAAAGACCAAUGUGAUUACUGCGCCCAAUUUAAAAACAAAUCACCAGAAGAGAAACUCCAGGAACAAAGUAACUAUGACUUACAUUUAAUCAGAAAAACAGAAGCUAGAGAACAAAAAAGAGAAGACAAGGCAAGAGCUAAGACUGAUCCAACGUUUCGUGCUUACACUAUGGAUUUAGAAAAAAUUUUACUUACCCCGCAAUUAGAGAUUGGUCAACUGUAUUAUAAGAGAAAAUUGAAAACUUAUAACUUUACCAUAUAUGAUCUUGCUAAAGGCACUGCAAUUAACUACAUGUGGCAUGAAACCAACGGUACAAAAGGAGCAUCUGAGAUAGCCACAUGUAUUUGGAAUCUUCUUUCUGAACUACCACCAGAGGUGACAGAAGUAACAUUUUACUCUGAUACUGCUUCAGGACAAAACAGAAACCAUAUCAUUUCUGCCAUGUUCAUUAGAGCACUUUGUUCAUUUCCAAAUCUGAAGAUUAUAAACCAAAAGUUCAUGGAAUCUGGACAUUCCGAAAUGGAAUGUGACAGUGUUCACUCUGCCAUUGAAUCAAGGGGUAGAAAGAUUAACAUUUUUGUCCCAGAUGGAUGGUAUACUGUAGCAAGAAUGGCGAAGACCACUCGACCUUCAUACGUCGUAAAGGAGAUGGAAUUUAGUCAAUUUCUUGAUUUUAAGUCAUACAGCCAAAAAUUAAUAACAAAUAAAAAUAAAGGAGAUAAUGGAAUCAUGAAAUGGCUUCUUGUUAAAUGGCUGCAAUAUAGACGUGAAGAGCCCAUGCAUAUUUAUUACAAAACUCAGUUAAGCCAAAUUGAAUUUGAACGACUAUUUAUUCGCCUCAAAUCAACUCGAAAUAAUGAAGAAAUACUAGCCUCUGAAGUAGCUAAUCUGUAUACGUGUGGCUUAAAAAUAGAUGCCAAAAAACUAAAAGACUUACAAGAUCUUUGUAAAAAAGGUACAAUCCCUACCUCUUACCACGAAUAUUACAUGAACCUUAUUGCUUCAGGUGAUGAUAUUGAUGUUACAGAAGAUGAUUGAAUUUCUUUAUUGCAGAUUUUUAACAAUAGUGUAUUAUUUCUGAUACAAAAAUAUUUAAAAAAUAAAGCUAUUAAUCUUUUU
This is a messenger RNA of Maniola jurtina (meadow brown), 3038 nucleotides long. RefSeq lists its product as uncharacterized. The transcript is spliced from 3 exons. Lineage: Eukaryota; Metazoa; Arthropoda; Insecta; Lepidoptera; Nymphalidae. The record is from RefSeq and is a predicted model, not a curated record. Bases 411 to 2957 code for a protein of 848 amino acids.